UUACCAUGUGCAGUGUUGCAAUGGGGAAAUCAACUCAAACCGGUGGGGCCACACAAAAUUUUUCCGAUUUGCUGGAGUUAUCGGCUUCGAAUGAUUUGAUCAGUUUUAGGAUUGCUAUUGAGGAAGAGGGUCAUGACAUUGAUGAGCCUAGCUUGUGGUACGGAAGAAGGAUAGGUACGAAGAAGAUGGGGUUUGAGGAACGGACGCCUCUUAUGAUUGCUUCGAUUUUCGGCUGCAAGGAUGUGGUAAAUUAUAUCAUCAAAAGCGGCCAAGUCGAUGUCAAUAGGGCUUGUGGUUCCGAUGGAGCCAGGGCUCUCCAUUGUGCUGCUGCCGGUGGUUCCUCUGGUUCACCUGAAAUUGUCAAAAUCCUGCUCCAUGCUUGUGCUGAUAUUAAUUCUGUUGAUGCUAACGGAAACCGGCCUGGUGAUUUGAUUGCUCCAGCUAGUUGCAACUCAGAUUGCAGCUCGAGGAAGAAGUUGUUGGAGGCUUUGUUGAAAAGUAAUGUCGAUGGAAGAGAGGGUUUCCCCUUCCGAGUAGGAAACGAGAUGGAUGUGUCGGAGGUGCAAGUAAAUUCGAUCCACCGAGUUUGGAAAGAUGGAAAUGAGAAGAAAGAGUAUCCCUAUGAUCUCACUCUUCCUGACAUUAAGAACGGGAUGUAUGGGACAGAUGAGUUUAGGAUGUACACUUUCAAGAUCCAACCUUGCUCGAGGGCUUAUUCUCAUGAUUGGACCGAGUGCCCUUUCGUUCAUCCUGGGGAGAAUGCAAGGAGGCGCGAUCCUAGGAAAUAUGCUUACAGCUGCGUCCCUUGCCCUGAAUACCGUAAGGGAUCUUGCAAGCAAGGUGAUAGUUGUGAGUAUGCACAUGGUAUUUUCGAGUCUUGGCUUCACCCUGCCCAAUAUCGAACUCGUCUAUGCAAAGAUGAGACUAACUGCAACAGGAGGGUUUGUUUCUUUGCACACAAGCCGGAAGAACUUCGUCCUUUGUAUGCUUCAACAGGUUCAGCAUUGCCUUCACCUAGAUCAUACUCAGGUUCCGGGAUCGAAUUUGGUUCAAUGAGCCCGCUUGCUCCAGCUUCUCCAUCUGUUAUAAAACCUUCAACAUCAACACCACCCUUGACUCCUACCGGGACUAAUUCUAUAGGCGGAUCGAUGUGGCCGAACCAGUCUAGCAUCGUACCUCCUACGUUGCAGCUUCCUUUCAGUAGGUUGAAAGCUGCACGUACUGCUCGGGGUAAGGAUUUAAACAUGGAUAAACUCAAUUUGGAAACUCACCGUCGCUUUCAGCAGCAGCAGCAACAGUUGGAACAAUCUCCGACCAGUUGGAACAAUCCCUUAUCCGGGGAAUUAAACAGGUUUGGAGGGGUGAAGUCGACUAGCCUUGACGAUAUUUUCGGAUCUUUAGAUAGUGCUAAGCCCCAGUUACAAGGACUUCCGCUCGAGGCUGCUUCACCUCAGCUACAGUCACCAACGGGAGUUCCGAAGUGGCAGAAUCUUAACCAGCAGCUCCGUGCUAGCUACCCAACGAACCUAGCAUCCUCUCCCAUAAUGAUGUCUCCAACCUUCGGGGUUGAAACAUCCGGGCCAACUGCAGCAUCAAGUUUAAGUUCAAAACGGAGCCCAAGCGUCAUCGAGCGUCCUGCUGGAAAUCGUAAUUCAGGGUUUUCUACGCCAGCAUCACCAGUUGGUGCAAUGCCUCCCAACCUUUCGGAUUGGGGUUCCGUCGAUGGCAAACUAGACUGGGGUAUACAGGGAGAAGAGCUAAAGAAACUAAGAAAAUCUGCAUCUCUUGUGUUCCUAAACAACGGCAGCAAUUUGUCGAAUACAACACGCUCACUAUCAUCAACUAGCGAAGAACCAGAAGCGUCUCGGGUCCAGCCUGACAUGAACGGGGGCACCCAUUCCGCUGGUCAGGUUAGACCUGAGGACCAGAAGCAGCAGAAAUGUCGUAACACUGGGAAUUCUGAUAUGCUCAUUGCCUGGAUGGAACAAUUAUACAAGGACCAAGACCAAAUAUUGAACUAAAACCGAAAACUAGCC
Gossypium raimondii (Peruvian cotton) is the source of this 2036-nucleotide messenger RNA. RefSeq names its product zinc finger CCCH domain-containing protein 66. NCBI's taxonomy places the organism in Eukaryota, Viridiplantae, Streptophyta, Magnoliopsida, Malvales, Malvaceae. The transcript has a single exon. The coding region runs from base 6 to 2021 and encodes 671 amino acids. Gene Ontology annotation, molecular function: protein binding; metal ion binding. The record is from RefSeq and is a predicted model, not a curated record.